AGUUCCCUAUACGCAUAAUGUCCAACAAAACAUACAAAGUUGUACGGAACAGUGUUCUCGGCCGUUAUAUGGUAGCCAGUAAAAAUCUGAAACAAGGACAGCUCAUUUUUAAAGAAAAUCCCCUUUUUCUCGGACCACAAUUAAACGGACCCGCAAGAUGUUUUAAAUGUCUGAAAAUUAUCGUAUUGUCCAGAUGUUGCUAUUGUUCAGGAUGCGAUACUGCUUUGAUGUGCACUAAUCAGUGCGAAGGCAAAUACCACAGUAAAAUAGAAUGCGCCACGUUAAAAUCGCUCAACAUCAAGGGACAAAUUAUAAUGGAGAAUAGUCCUCUUAUAUUCCCACUAAGGUGCCUUUUGUUGAGGAAGUACGACGUAGAAACAUACAAAAGAUUGUUAGAUUUAGAACCCCAUUUGGAAGCACGUCGUGACACGGCCAUAUGGAGGCGUCACAGGAUUGCCGUGGAAAAUGUGAUGCAGGAGAUGAAUUUAUUGUCGGAGGACGAUAUAAAAGAUGAGCUUAUACAGAAAAUAUGUGGUAUUCUGGAUAUAAAUACAUUUGAGGUGCGACCCCCUAUGUCUCAGAGUAUCUCAAUAUUAAAACCAGAAACGCAGUGUUUGAGGGGCUUAUAUCUGGAAGCUGCCAUGAUGGCGCACGAUUGCAUACCGAACGCGCACUUGUCCGUUGACGAUAAUUUCGUUAUGAGCGUGUAUGCAAGUAUUGACAUUAAUGAAAAUGAGCCUAUUUAUUUUAAUUAUUCUAAUAUAUUACAGGGUAAUCAAGAACGACAGCAGCACCUUCUAGAAGGUAAAUAUUUUUCUUGCAGAUGUAGAAGAUGUCGAGAUCCGACAGAACUGGGAACCGAAAUUAGUUCGAUAGUAUGCCAUAAAUGUAGAAAAGGAUUGUUGCGAAUGAAGGAAAUAGAAAAAGAUUUUCGAAUAUGGCAAUGCAACGAAUGCCAGGUGGUGUUUAAAUCGUUUUUGAUUGAAUUAGCUAUAAAUGAAGCAAGACGAAGAAUAUCAGAUAUAGAUCUAUCUGAUCUUCACGAGAUGGAAAACUUGCAUAAUAAUCUUGUAAUGACGUUUCAUCCUAAUCACUAUUUGAUGUUGGAACUAAAACAGCAUAUGGUGGCGUUAUAUGCAAAACUGCCACCCACCAAAAACAAUUUAACCAAAAAGAUAGACUUGUGUGGACGACUUUUAUCUGUUUAUACGAAAUUGGAACCUGGCAUAUCAAGAAUACGAGCUUUAACUAUGUACGAGCUCCAGUCGGCCAUCAUCGACUUAUCCAACAAAGAGUACCGAGACAAAGAAUUAUCCGAGAGUGGCUUAUUGUCGGAACUUCAAAGAGCGGAAAAAAUACUGAAGGAAUGCGCUAAAUACUUACUGUACGAACCGAGCAAAAGUCCCGAAGGUCGAAUGGCUUUGGUGGCCUUAAAAGAGCUGAAGUACUUGAGAGAAUCUAUUGAGAAUAUACAAAAGGACGUGUUAAUAAAUGGCCAGAACGAACGGAAAGAUAAAAAGUUGAAAAUGACCAAAGCACACGAAGAAAAUUCACUAAAUCAUAAGGAGAAAAAUGGAAGGAUUGAUGAUAUUGAGAAUACUAGUCAAAAGAUUGUGAAUAGUCAUGUGGAAUAUCUUGAGAAAAACAAGAACAAACCGAAGAAAAAGAAUAAAAAAGCAGAAAAAAUUUAGAAUAUAUCAUCAUGUAGAUAAUUUUAGGAAAUAUUAGGUUUUAAUAAAAAAGUUUUU
This is a messenger RNA of Sitophilus oryzae (rice weevil), 1748 nucleotides long. RefSeq names its product SET domain-containing protein SmydA-8-like. The transcript has 7 exons. Gene Ontology annotation, molecular function: protein binding. Lineage: Eukaryota; Metazoa; Arthropoda; Insecta; Coleoptera; Curculionidae. The coding region runs from base 18 to 1691 and encodes 557 amino acids. The record is from RefSeq and is a predicted model, not a curated record.